AUGAACUCUGAGAAUCAUAAAACUACUCACUCGAAAGUGAUCUCUCACGCGUUUUUCACUGGUACUGCCAAACAAGGCUCUCUUGCACCAACCAUUGGUCUUCUCGAUAUUGGCGUUAGCGAAGUUGCCUACAUCUUCAGAGUCUCUCUUCCCGGUAUCGAGAAAAAUCAAAAUAUGAUCAAAUGUGAGAUCCAGAGAGAGGGAAGGGUGUGCAUACGAGGAGUAGUACCUGAGAUUGCGAUUCCGAGUGACUCGGGUUGCUUAUACAGAAUGCAGGUGCAACAGUUGUGCCCACCGGGCCCAUUCUCAAUCACGUUUAAUCUACCGGGACAAGUGGAUCCUCGCUUGUUUUCGCCAAAGUUUAGACCUGAUGGGAUCUUAGAAGUUGUUGUCGUCAAGCUCGGAGUACGCAUCCCAACUUCGUAG
Molecule: messenger RNA, 426 nt
Organism: Arabis nemorensis
Lineage: Eukaryota; Viridiplantae; Streptophyta; Magnoliopsida; Brassicales; Brassicaceae
Source: the annotation of a GenBank genome assembly